UUGAGGCCACAUUUGAAAUUUCCUCUCUUCAUUUACACAGUGACGUCAGCAGCCAACAUUGGGCUCUUAUUUUGAAACCCAAACUCGCUCAGCCAAUCAGAUUUCAGCCUUAUAUAACCGGAAGCGACGUUAUGAAAACAUUACAAGCGCGCUUCACACGGUCACAGCUGCGAUUAAUGUUCAGUGGUUGGAAAACGUCACUCGAUGUUAAAGGGAGUUUUGACACCUGCUCACACGUCAUGCUGAAAGCUGUGGGACAAGCUCUCUUCUCAAGUGGACUGCAGAAUCCCAAAUUCACAGCAGAGGAGAAAAAGGGAGAAGACUAUGAAAUCCGCACCUACCAUGCCACCAAGUGGGUGAGCACCUCUCUGAGUGGGAUGCAACUGGAUGCAGCCAUGAACACUGGCUUCCGCAGGCUCUUCCGUUACAUCCAGGGCAACAAUCAAAACAAGGUCAAAGUGGAAAUGACGGCCCCUGUGACGUGCCGUGUCGACCCUGGAGCCGGCCCUGCAUGUGAAUCUCACUUCACUGUAUCCUUCUACAUCCCAGAGGAGCAUCAGGCCAGUCCCCCGGAGCCUAGUGACCCGGAGGUGUUUGUGGAGAACAGGAAAGAGUUCACAGCUUAUAUCAGGACAUACGGUGGUUUCUCCAAUGAGAAUAUGAAGCGUGAAGAGCUGCUGAAACUUCUGGAGAGCCUGCAGAGGGACGUCGUCCCAUACGUCGACAAGCCGUUCUACACAGUCGGCUACGACAGCCCCUUCAAACUGACCAACCGCAGGAACGAGGUCUGGGUCCUCAAGAAGGAACACGAGCAGUAGAGAGUUUUAAAGGUCACACACGCACGCACACACACACACACACACACAGCAUCCGGCCUACUGCAACUUAAAAAUACUAGACUUUUACAUGAUCAUCUCACAACACAUGAUAAAUUUCAGUUUUACAGCGCUUUUCAAUGAAGUAUGAUGAAUUAACUUUAAAGGUCACAUUAACAAGUACUGUUGAAUAUCUUUUUACUUUUCUGACUGAGUAAGUUAUGCAGUGAAUGCUUUGACUAAAAGUUACUGAAUUAGACUCAUUGUAAGUCUGGAAAAAGUGACCAAACGCAUAGUAAAGUGCGCUCUAACAGGCCAUCAUCUAGCAUCCAUUAACCAAAUGGCCACAGUGGAACAAUAUUUCCAGCAGAGGGAGCCAAGUAGUCAGAGGACAUGUCCCUCUUGGUGCAUUUCAUUAGGACAAAAACCUUAAGUGCCUCUUUUAAUGAAUGACUUGUUGAAAACACACUAAUUUUCAGCUUUUUUUUUUUUUUUGUGCACAUUGCUAACUUUUAUUUAUUCAGAGAUUCUCAAAGGGGAAAAAAAUACUUGAAAAUUCAGUUAUAUGGUAAAUAUUUUUAUUUAAAACAAUGUAACAAGAGUCUGCAAGAUGUAAAAAUAAAGGAUAAGUUCACAUUUUUCAUCUUUUGUAAUGCACUACUUACAUGCCUAUGUGUACAUUAAAGCUAUUAUUGGUCAAUCUCUUCUUAUGAAGAGAGGGAAUGAUUUCAGUGACGUUUAACGUACAUGUGGGCCUGUGAGCAUUGCGAGCAACAUAGGCAAAAUUUGCGAAACGUGCUCUUUGUGGGAAGGUGGCUCUGCCUGACAAAAUGUUGGUAGAUGUCAGUUUAUCGGAUCCUACACCUCACCUAGCUGUCACCGCUAUCACACCUGUUAUGAUGAACGGCUGAGUCACUGUUAAUCUAGACCAGUCAUCUAUCAUUUUUAUUUGCAGCAAACAUGUCUGUGAUGAAUUAAUGAGUGUGUAGUUACCUGGCUCUGAUCUACCAACAUUUCUUUGGUGCCUUGUGGGUGUAAGACAUCGGCAAAGAGCGACAGUUGCAAGCUAACAAACAUUAUGCCAUUUUUUAUACAUUAAAUCAAUCUUUAUAUUUUUAGCUCCUGAUGUAGUAGAAAUUGUGUUUUUAAUGUUGAAGAAGGGAUACGACAUGGUUCUUGUCAUGGGAAAGAAGACUUAAGCACUGCACUGAUAUGUGAAUCAUGGGAAAUAUUAGUUGCUUCUAAAUAAUGUGAAAGAAUGUUAAAUUUAGUAUCUCAUAAAUAAUAAAUAUAACUCAUCAUCAAAUGAUCGAUUACUCUGAUAAUUUAUUACCUCCAUCUCAACUGUGUAAUUAUGUUUUUGUCAUCCCUAUUCCGUGAUGGGAUUUAAAAAAAAAAAAAAAAAAUUUUCCACAAAACUUCUUCCUGAGUUGUUUAUCUGAUCCGUAUGUUAUACAAUUCAGACCGUCCUCCACACUCUGAUGGUCAUGACCUUUUAUCAGUCAGAUGAAAUCCUCGCCACAGUUGACUUCACCCUCUAUCCUCUCUCACCUUCUCCUUUCCCGUGCUCUCGUCGUCGUCCAUGUUUGCUGAGUCAUUCGUUUUAUUUGUGGCAGAAUUGUUCCCAAUAUCAUGUUCAGACACUCGGCAGAACCGACAUCUGACAAAUGACACGUAUACGCUCUCCACCGUCGUCUGUUGUUCAGCAGUCAGAUCGAUCUCAUUGGCCAUGCUCACUGAGGUGAAACAUCGCUGCGGAGAGGAAAUGUAUAAUGAGACUCUCUGUUUUAUUCCAAAUACCACAGUCGCGUAUUUUAAUUUUAUCUAGCCCCUCCAACCUGGUGGAAACCUUGAGCUGAUGUAGAGGACAGGGUGUAAAAAUACUUCACUGACAAAACUCAUUUUCUGGUGACAGAGAUUAACUUAGUAAAAAUUAAUGUGCAGUAAUGAGCAGUGGUACAUUUUAGGCAGUUUUUUUUUUUUUUUUUUUUUUUUAAGGCUCCAGUUUCUUCCCACAUCCCAUAUUGCAAAUUAGAGAGACUGGAGACUUUAUAUUGCCAAAACCGUGGGAGUCAGAGAAUGUGUGAGUGGUUGUCUCCUUUGCAUGUGUGUUAAAUUUACAUUGUUGGCAACUGUUUUCCAAAGCAGGUUUUAAUAUUGUAGUUAUUCCAUCCAGACAUUUUAGUCCACUGUGAGUAUCAGGGCUGCAAAAAACAAUUUUCUUUCGGUUCAUCUGACUAUUACUUUCUCAGUUAAUUAUUUAGUUUAUGAAAGAGCCCAAAGUGGUGUCUUGAAUAUCUUGUGAAAGGUGAUGUUUUUUUCUUCCAACAGUCCAAAAGCCAAAUAUAUUUAAUUUCCUUUCAUGACAGAGAAUACCAGCAAAUCAUCAUGUUUCAGAAGCUGAAACCUUUAACAGUUUGACAUUUUAGUUGAAAAAUGACUCAGUUAAGGAUAGUUCAUGAAUUAUUUGAUCAAUUAAUUGAUUUAUUGUUGCAGCUCUAUUUAAGAUUAUAAACGUUUAAAGAGUUGAGAGAUUUGAUACUGAACUUAAGUAAUCACAACUCUGUGUGUGUGUGUGUGUGUAUUUAUACACACACACGAGGAAUCGCAAAUUGAUCAGAGGAAAAAAAACCUUUUUGUUACAAAAUUAUUACACUUUCUGCAAAUUUGAUUCUGAAAUACUGGCAAGUUUUUCAUCUGCAGGUCUUUUAAACUAUUCACUGAUAACAAAUCAAUCAUGUCUCUCUCUGAAUUAAAGUGAUCUCAACUAAUAGACAAAUGCAACUUGUGACAUACGGUCAAAAAAAAAACAUUCAGGCAAAAAUCUGACGUCUAAGUUUGGAGAGACAUUAAAUUUAAUUUACAUUACUGUUUUCAUAAUGCCAUGUUUGACACUUUACUUUAGCUGACUGAGAGUUGGAGCUUCCCUGAAUGCAUCAGCAAGGAAACAUUUUAAAACAGCCCCAUAUUCACAGCUGCAUUUUUAUGCAAGGUGACUAAAAGUUUCCUGUGACAGAAUGAUGGACCUGUUUUAGGCAGAGCCUUUGCAUGUUGAAUUAUUAUUAUUUAUUUAUUUUUUAAAUAGUGCACUGGUAUUGAAAGAUGUUUUUGAAAUGGGUUGUCGGUAAUGUCAAAUGUUAUUCUUCAUUAAGGGACCAAAACAUGCAAAGCUACUGAUACUGUCCUUUUUUUAAAAGCCUAAGUGAACAGUCACUCCUCUAUUUUGCCCCAGCACGUGUGUCAAAUUGUAAAUACUGUAUUUUGCUUUUUAUGGCUGAAUAUUCGGAGCCGUUCCCGUUGAUCAGGCUGAGUCAUUCUACAAAGGCUCUUCAGGCACUGAAACGCAGUUGAUAACUAUUCUGUUCCUUGCCAUCUACUGUGUUCAAGUCAAUAUGGUUGAUCAGUUUCAUUUGUCACUUCAUGCACCUGUGUCUUGUAAGAGCACUGUACAGAGGGUCUUGUAUAUAAGAGGAAAGGGGAAAAGCACUGGAGUGUCAAUAGUGUGAUUAUGCUUGGAGUUUGUAUUGAUUUCUGUGUCACAGCCAGAUGGACACGGUAUUGGUGAGCGUCGGAGGCCAGGUGACUCUGCUAAAUAGGAGGGUGGAGGGAAAACAUUAAAAGGCUGUCAGUGUUUCUGUGCUCUUGGGAAUGAAUGCUCAAUGUGCUGAGGGCUUGAAAUGACAGCAUGGUACUGAAGGGAAUGUGUAAGUCAAAUAGUCACGACUGAUCAACUGUGCAGCAGUGGAAAGGUCUAUUAUGGGCUGAGCCUUUGAUUCAGUAUGUGUCCUAAUAGGAUGUCCAGAUGGAGACAUAACUGAUGACCCUGCAGGGGGGAGGCGGGGUAACCGAUGGCCUCUGGAGUUUUCCAGAUGACGGACGAGUGUGGAUGCCAUGGCGAUGGCGCUAAUGAGGCGGUGAUUUGGGGUGUUGGGUGGGCAGAUGGCCGUGAAUCACUCAGAGGGAGAGAAAUGACACAGAGACCUGGCUCUUUAAAUAUCACCUUGUUUUUUUUUGUUUUUUUUGUUGUUUUUUAUUACACAGACAUACACAAGAGCGUUAGCAGCCCGCCUUCAGCUCCACUCCCACUACUUCACGACUUCCUCUUCUGUCCUCUCGUCUUUUUCACAAGCUCUCUGAGAUUGAGACGUUUCCUGUCAUGAGAUGAGCCCCGGCCCCAAGUGCUCAAUCAUGGUCAGGCGGGAGCUGGGGGGCGAGACACACUUUGGUCACAGGUGAUUAAACCACAGGGUGUUAUGGCUGUUAGGAGGUUAUGACGUCUCGAGCCUGUCACCUCAGUUCAUGUCUCUGAAGAGACCACAUUUACUCAGCUGUGAGCACCAGUGUGUGGUUUGCAUGACUCAAGAUUAAGGGCAGUAGAAGGCUGAAGCAUAAAUAUUGACAUUAUUCGAUUUUUGAAGCACCUUUUUUUUUU
This is a messenger RNA of Seriola aureovittata, 5247 nucleotides long. It is a transcript of the gene hebp2, whose product is annotated as heme binding protein 2. Gene Ontology annotation, cellular component: cytoplasm. The record is from RefSeq and is a predicted model, not a curated record. The transcript has 5 exons. Lineage: Eukaryota; Metazoa; Chordata; Actinopteri; Carangiformes; Carangidae. The coding region runs from base 132 to 818 and encodes 228 amino acids.